Vigna umbellata (rice bean) is the source of this 1820-nucleotide messenger RNA. Its product is annotated as putative WD repeat-containing protein C2A9.03. Gene Ontology annotation, molecular function: protein binding. NCBI's taxonomy places the organism in Eukaryota, Viridiplantae, Streptophyta, Magnoliopsida, Fabales, Fabaceae. The record is from RefSeq and is a predicted model, not a curated record.
AACCUGUAUCUGAUUUUAUCAAUCACAGACUCACAGGUGCAGUUAUUAUAAUCUAUAUAUUUUGCAAAACCUGCCUGCUCCAUUUUUAUGCCCAGAUCCGGUUCGGGUCCUUAUCACUAAGAUCCAACAAUUUCACAACUUCAAGGACCUGAUUUUUCCUUCGAUUUACGAACCCAGGAAAUUAGAUUGAAAAGAUAUCGGUUGUUAAAAUCCGAACUGCAUCAGGAAACAUGUCUCAAUACCAUGGUGAUGAAAUGGACUAUGCGGCAGAUGAUAAUGAAAUGGCAGAGGUAGAAGAUGACAUGUAUUUUCGCGGCAGAGCAUUUGGUGAAUCAGAUUCAGAUGACGAUGACGACUACGAAUAUGACCCUUUGGAGGACCGAAUAACAGAUACCACUGCUGCAGAAGCUAGGAGGGGGAAGGAUAUCCAAGGUAUACCUUGGGAUAGGUUGACCAUUAGUCGCGAGAAAUAUAGACAAACCAGACUAGAGCAAUACAAGAAUUAUGAAAAUAUACCGCAAUCUGGGGAAAUGUCAGAGAAGGAAUGCAAAGCAACAGAUAAAGGGGGAAAUUAUUAUGAUUUCUGGCAAAACACUAGAUCUGUGAAGUCAACAAUACUUCAUUUCCAAUUGAGGAAUUUGGUUUGGUCAACAUCAAAACAUGACGUAUAUCUUGUUUCAAAUUACUCAAUUGUUCACUGGUCUUCAUUAAGUUCUAAGAGUUCUGAAGUCUUGAAUGUAGCAGGGCAUGUAGCUCCGUGUGAGAAACAUCCUGGAAGCCUCUUGGAAGGUUUUACUCAGACACAAAUUAGUACACUGGCAGUGCGUAAUAACUUGUUGAUUGCUGGAGGGUUUCAAGGAGAACUUAUUUGCAAGUACUUAGACCGGCCUGGAGUUAGUUUUUGUACUCGAACUACAUAUGAGGACAAUGCAAUCACAAAUGCUGUGGAGAUUUAUGAUCAUCCGAGCGGAGCUGUUCAUUUCAUGGCUUCUAACAAUGACUCUGGAGUUAGAGACUUUGAUAUGGAGAGGUUUCAGCUUUCAAAGCAUUUUUCCUUUCCUUGGCCAGUAAAUCAUACUUCAUUAAGCCCUGAUGGGAAACUACUUGCAAUUGUUGGAGACAACCCAGAAGCACUACUGGUGGAUUCUCAAACAGGAAAGACUAUCACACCUUUGCAUGGACACUUGGAUUUCUCAUUUGCAUCUGCAUGGCAUCCUAAUGGGCAAAUAUUUGCUACCGGGAACCAAGACAAAACAUGUCGUGUUUGGGAUGUUCGGAACUUGUCAAAAUCUGUUGCUGUUCUUAAAGGCAACCUUGGAGCUAUACGUUCAAUACGUUUCACAUCUGACGGGCAGUUCAUGGCGAUGGCAGAGCCAGCCGACUUCGUGCAUGUUUACGAUGCAAAGCAUGGGUUUGAAAAGGAGCAGGAGAUUGAUUUUUUUGGGGAGAUCUCUGGUGUGUCCUUUAGCCCUGACACAGAAUCACUUUUCAUUGGUGUUUGGGACCGCACCUAUGGAAGCCUUCUACAGCUGAAUCGACGCAGAAAUUACAUGUAUCUGGACUGCUUGUAAAUUUGUAACCUUACACCUUGUAAGUACCUACAGUCUAUGUUGUGUUGUGUAGUGUUUAGGAAUUUGAGUUUGGUGGUACCAUCUUAGCCAAAGAAGAAAAACUGGUGGAUUGCCUCAUCAUACAUUUUAGAAGAGCAUGGGUUGAGGAUGUUACAGUUGUUUGAGGUACACCUUCAUGCUAAAUAACAUUGUCUUGGAAUGUCUGUUUUUCAAUCUUGGGAUGGUAAUAAAUUGGAGGAAGUUUGUACA